AUGAUUCCGAAAAGGCUGUUUCGCUCUGGACCGCAGUCAUCUGUGGACGACGCUUCAGGUGAGCCGGUAGUGGACUAUCUCUAUCAACGGUAUAAGAUCAUCGAAACGGCGAUUCUCAUCUAUUUUCUCGGUCCUGUAUGCGAUACGAUUGUGAAGAACAUACCGGAAAAGAGUCCGUUCUGUGAUGACAGCGACGUUGAGCUGGAAGGUAUGCUACCGGACGAGAUCACCGAUGAGAUUGAGGAGAUGGCCAAGAGGAACGCGAUUUCACUAACCGGUCUGGCAUUCCCCACUAUUCACGCUUCCGAAUCCAGUGAUGAGGAGUUUGACUUGAAGCUGAGAAAGCCUGCACCUACGAGGAGGAAGCGUCAGAAAGGAGAAGGACCGACAAACAACGGUGCAGCGCCUGAGGUGCCCACAGAGGCCGAACUGAUACCGGCGCCGCCCCGACGUCGUCGCAAUGGUCGUCCUGAUUCGUUCGAUGAUGAGUUCGAGCUAUUACAAUGA
Cooperia oncophora is the source of this 507-nucleotide messenger RNA. The record is from the annotation of a GenBank genome assembly. Lineage: Eukaryota; Metazoa; Nematoda; Chromadorea; Rhabditida; Trichostrongylidae.